AGAAAUCAUCGCAAAAAAUGUCUGGACGAGGAAAAACCGGAGGCAAAGCCAGGGCUAAGGCCAAGACCCGCUCUUCUCGGGCCGGGCUUCAGUUCCCAGUCGGCCGUGUUCACAGGCUGCUCCGCAAAGGGAACUACGCUCAGCGUGUCGGUGCCGGAGCCCCCGUGUACCUGGCGGCGGUGCUGGAGUACCUGACCGCUGAGAUCCUGGAGCUGGCUGGAAACGCUGCCCGCGACAACAAGAAGACCAGGAUCAUCCCCCGCCAUCUGCAGCUGGCUGUCCGCAACGACGAGGAGCUCAACAAGCUGCUGGGCGGAGUGACCAUCGCUCAGGGCGGCGUGCUGCCCAACAUCCAGGCCGUCCUGCUGCCCAAGAAGACCGAGAAGCCCGCCAAGAAGUAAACAACCCAGGCUCUCCCUCUCUGACUGCUGGACACCAGCCCCCCAAAAGGCUCUUUUAAGAGCCAAACACACUCCUGAUAAAGAGCACUGAUUCC
This is a messenger RNA of Sander lucioperca (pikeperch), 496 nucleotides long. RefSeq names its product histone H2A-like. Lineage: Eukaryota; Metazoa; Chordata; Actinopteri; Perciformes; Percidae. The record is from RefSeq and is a predicted model, not a curated record. Bases 18 to 401 code for a protein of 127 amino acids. The transcript has a single exon. Gene Ontology annotation, molecular function: DNA binding; protein heterodimerization activity; structural constituent of chromatin. Gene Ontology annotation, cellular component: nucleosome.